Messenger RNA from Chrysochloris asiatica (Cape golden mole), 1260 nucleotides. It is a transcript of the gene ABHD12, whose product is annotated as abhydrolase domain containing 12. Gene Ontology annotation, cellular component: endoplasmic reticulum membrane. The transcript is spliced from 13 exons. Gene Ontology annotation, molecular function: phosphatidylcholine lysophospholipase A1 activity; monoacylglycerol lipase activity. Gene Ontology annotation, biological process: monoacylglycerol catabolic process; phosphatidylserine catabolic process. Lineage: Eukaryota; Metazoa; Chordata; Mammalia; Afrosoricida; Chrysochloridae. The coding region runs from base 5 to 1201 and encodes 398 amino acids. The record is from RefSeq and is a predicted model, not a curated record.
CGGGAUGAGGAAACGUACCGAGCCGGUCACCUUGGAGCAUGAGCGCUGCGUUGCCUCGGGUUCUUCUUCCUUAGGCUCGGCCGCCGCUGCAUUGGACGCCGAUUGCCGCUUGAAGCAGAAUCUGCGUCUGGCAGGCAAGGGGCCUGCUGAGCCGCGCUGUGCCGCCGAAGCGGGCAUGAAGCGGGCGCUGGGCAGGCGGAAGGGUUUGUGGUACCGACUAAGAAAGAUGCUUCUCUGUAUUUUGGGAUUGUACAUUGCCAUUCCAUUUCUCAUCAAACUAUGUCCUGGGAUUCAGGCCAAACUGAUUUUCUUGAAUUUUGUGAGGGUUCCCUAUUUCAUUGACUUGAAGAAGCCUCAGGAUCAAGGCUUGAAUCAUACCUGUAACUAUUACCUUCAGCCAGAGGAAGAUGUGAAAAUAGGUGUCUGGCAUACAGUCCCAGCUGUAUGGUGGAAGAAUGCCCAAGGAAAGGACCAGAUGUGGUAUGAGGAUGCCUUGGCUUCUAACCACCCUAUCAUUCUGUACCUGCAUGGAAACGCAGGCACCAGGGGAGGGGACCACCGUGUGGAGCUAUACAAGGUGCUGAGUUCACUUGGUUACCAUGUUGUCACCUUUGAUUAUAGAGGUUGGGGUGACUCGGCAGGAACACCAUCCGAGCGGGGCAUGACGUAUGACGCACUCCAUGUGUUUGACUGGGUCAAAGCAAGAAGUGGUGACAACCCCGUGUACAUUUGGGGUCACUCUUUGGGCACAGGGGUUGCAACAAAUUUAGUGCGACGUCUCUGUGAGCGAGAAACACCACCAGAUGCCCUUAUAUUGGAAUCUCCAUUCACCAACAUCCGUGAAGAAGCAAAAAGCCAUCCAUUUUCGGUGAUAUAUCGAUACUUCCCUGGAUUUGACUGGUUUUUCCUUGACCCCAUUACAAGUAGUGGAAUUAGAUUUGCAAAUGAUGAGAAUGUGAAGCACAUCUCCUGCUCCCUGCUCAUUCUCCACGCUGAGGAUGACCCAGUUGUACCCUUCCAGCUUGGCAGAAAGCUCUACAGCAUUGCUGCACCAUCUCGAAGCUUCCAGGACUUCAAAGUUCAGUUUAUCCCUUUUCACUCAGACCUGGGCUACAGGCACAAGUACAUCUACAAAAGCCCUGAGCUUCCUCGGAUACUGAGGGAGUUCCUGGGGAAAUCCGAGCAGGAACAUCACCACUAAGGAGUAGCUGCGUAAAGGAAGCAUGAAGACCUCUGCUCUCCUCCCCAUUCCCUGGCCAG